Molecule: messenger RNA, 600 nt
Organism: Gaeumannomyces tritici R3-111a-1
Lineage: Eukaryota; Fungi; Ascomycota; Sordariomycetes; Magnaporthales; Magnaporthaceae
Exons: 3
Coding region: 1-600 (199 amino acids)
Source: RefSeq, a predicted model, not a curated record
AUGGCCAGGAUCUUAGUAAAAAUGGAAACAUGUUAUCGGAUUGGCGCCGGACCUGGCCGGGAUGGAGGUCUCGUCGGGACUUUAUUCCUUUUUCUGCUUAUCCAAGCUGCGGCUGCUCGAACAGGCAUCGAGAGAGAUAGAAUGCUGGGAAGCCUGGUUGUUGUUGAGAUCCAGCCGUGGCGUGGCGUGACGGAUCGCCACAGCCGCCGUGCAUCUGUCUGGUACUUGCUGUACAGACCGACCCUCACUCCCAAAUCCAACAGCGGUAAGCGUCACACGAUAUUUUUCGACGCGAAGGGGUUACUAAAGCUACCGGUUGGAAGAUCUUACGCGAAAACCGCGCCUAAAAUGCUCGCACUUACUACAACCAACCCGCAGGCGAAUUCCGAAGCUGGAAAAAGCUUUUUUUCUAAAAAAAUUGUUAGGAGCACGGGCGAAACCGCCCGGCAGAAAGCGGGGAGCGUCAAAUGCACGGGCAAAACCGCCCGGCAAAAAAGGAAAAAGGGGGCGCUGGCAGCCAGCCGGGCACGGACCCCCCGGGAACAUGCCGGCAAGUUACCAAUGUUGCGGCCAAAGCAUAACGGCAAAAUUAAAAAAUAA